Molecule: messenger RNA, 991 nt
Organism: Rhododendron vialii
Lineage: Eukaryota; Viridiplantae; Streptophyta; Magnoliopsida; Ericales; Ericaceae
Product: alpha-soluble NSF attachment protein-like
Exons: 3
Coding region: 56-349 (97 amino acids)
Biological process (GO): intracellular protein transport; SNARE complex disassembly
Cellular component (GO): vacuolar membrane; SNARE complex
Molecular function (GO): syntaxin binding; soluble NSF attachment protein activity
Source: RefSeq, a predicted model, not a curated record
AAUCUCUCUCUCUCUCUCUCUCUCUCUCUCUCUCUCUCUCUCUAUAUAUAUAUAUAUGUAUAUAUAUAUAUAUAUAUAUAUAUAUAUACAUACAAAUCCUCAACCACCAUCUCCACAGCAAACAGAGCCACACGCCGAAACGAUGUCGGAUCAGAUUGCGAGAGCAGAAGAUUGCGAGAAGAAAGCCGAGAAGAAGCUCAGCGGUUGGGGCCUCUUCAGCUCCAAAUACGAAGACGCCGCCGAUUUGUUCGAUAAAGCCGCCAAUUCCUUCAAGCUCGCCAAAUCAUGGGACCAAGCAGGAUCAACCUAUAUCAAGUUAGCAAACUGUCAUUUAAAGAUGGACUGCUAGUGCUUAUGCUAAUGCUGCCAAUUGUUACAAGAAGACAAAUUCUAAAGGUAUACAUUGUGUUGACUUCUCUCUUCGAUGAUUAAUCCCGCUCUUUUUAACGCAAAUCUCCAUUUGCCACAUAUAUGUGUGUUGUGCAGCUAAAAAGGGAUGAAAGCAUAAUAAAACUGGAGUUCUAGAACUGCAACAGCAUUGGUAUUAAGAAUGAACUUCUUGACAAUAGUAUACGAGCAAAUGAAGCGUUCGAGGUUCAAUUUCAGGGAAAAGUGUUUAUAAAUUGAGCGCAUGCAUGUGCUCAUAUUCCUUUGAAGUAGGAGUGGUCUGCACAUGCUUUGUAUUUAGCCAAGUCCACAACAUUUUUAAAAGGACUGUCCAUCUAUGGCCACUUGAUUUGUGUACCUUUAUAACUUGGAACUUAAUGAGUUUCUUAUCAGAGUGGCUUGAUUCUAGUUUAUAGAACUGCCAAAGGUAGUACUGUACGGGAACAAGCUAAAUGGAAAAACCAUCUCGGAGACGGGAACAUCAUAGGUUAUUUAUAUUCCAAGUGCAUCUUCUUUGUAUUCCUGUACAAUUGUUCUACUAUUUGUCACGACUCGUGCUGAAUUUAUAAAGAAAUCACUCUUAUUGAGCACUAGCCCAGCCAAA